Xenopus tropicalis (tropical clawed frog) is the source of this 4298-nucleotide messenger RNA. It is a transcript of the gene grin1, whose product is annotated as glutamate ionotropic receptor NMDA type subunit 1. NCBI's taxonomy places the organism in Eukaryota, Metazoa, Chordata, Amphibia, Anura, Pipidae. Gene Ontology annotation, cellular component: postsynaptic density membrane; plasma membrane; postsynaptic membrane. The record is from RefSeq and is a predicted model, not a curated record. The transcript has 22 exons. Gene Ontology annotation, molecular function: NMDA glutamate receptor activity; monoatomic ion channel activity; ligand-gated monoatomic ion channel activity. Bases 761 to 3574 code for a protein of 937 amino acids. Gene Ontology annotation, biological process: monoatomic ion transport; calcium ion transmembrane transport; ionotropic glutamate receptor signaling pathway.
CAUUUGGGAGAAGGAAGAUCUCACAUCCAUUGGAGGAGGCUCACACUGCAGAGGGGAUAGGGGGAGUCACAGCUUCAUUUCAGCACCAAGGACAGAGAAGAGAAGAGGAGAGAGCUCACUGCUGCCUGGCACCUACCUGCCCAUUGCACUUACCCCGGGCACUGGAGGGGGCACGUACCCAAUCCUCCAUUAGCCGGCACUGCAAUAAACCCAAUCGGGGGGGACAGGAAUUUAGGGAAGGAAUCUGAUUUUCCUGAUAUCAGCACCAAGGACAUACGCUCCCUACUGGUAAAGGUGCUCUCCCAGCCGCUUGCCCUUUCCUACUCUAUUGCCACAGCCAAUUAGGGGACAGAAGUGCCCACCCAGCCGUUGUUAUAUAAAGAAGGAGGGACUGUGCCCGUCCCAUGCCAAUUAUUGCCUAUUCUGCCACAGCUAGGUAUAGAGAGCCAUUAGGGCAGUACUGCUGGCACGGCGCUUGGGCUCAUUGCUAGUGUAGGGACACCUUGCUUUCCCUCUCUGGCACGGCUAGGGGCUACGGGCACACUAUACAUACACUGUGCCAGCAUCGAGCCAUUUCUCUGUAUGCUGGCACUGUAAUGGGCAGAGAUUAGAAGGCAUUAGAGAUUUCCUGCUCCACACUAGGUGGCUGGCACACUCCCUCGUGCCCUUCUUUAUUGGUUUUGCCUCUCAGCUUCCUCCUGUUUGGAGCUGAGAGCACCCACCAGGCAGGACAUUGGCUCCGCUUGGCACCGCGCAAUCCAUGGGCACUAUGCGCCUUUUCCUUUUGGCUGUACUCUUUCUGUUCUCCUUCGCCCGGGCCGGAUGUGACCCCAAAAUCGUUAACAUCGGGGCAGUGCUGAGCACCAAGAAGCACGAGCAGAUCUUCCGGGAAGCUGUAAACCAGGCAAAUAAACGCCACGGCACCUGGAAGAUCCAGCUCAAUGCCACCUCUGUCACCCACCGACCCAAUGCCAUCCAGAUGGCUCUCUCCGUGUGUGAGGAUCUCAUCUCCAGCCAGGUCUACGCCAUAUUGGUUAGUCACCCUCCUGCACCCACGGAUCACCUGACGCCAACGCCUAUAUCCUACACAGCAGGCUUUUACCGGAUCCCAGUCAUCGGGCUGACCACUCGCAUGUCUAUAUAUUCCGAUAAGAGCAUCCACCUCUCGUUCCUACGCACGGUGCCCCCCUACUCCCACCAGGCCUUGGUUUGGUUCGAGAUGAUGCGCCUGUUCAACUGGAACCAUGUCAUUCUCAUCGUUAGCGACGACCACGAGGGCCGGGCCGCUCAGAAAAAGCUGGAGACCCUCUUAGAGGAGAAAGAGUCCAAGAGUAAAAAAAGGAACUAUGAGAACCUCGACCAACUUUCCUAUGACAACAAGCGUGGACCCAAGGCAGACAAAGUCCUGCAGUUUGAACCUGGAACCAAAAACCUGACGGCCCUCCUCCUUGAGGCCAAGGAACUGGAAGCCAGAGUCAUCAUCCUCUCUGCCAGUGAGGACGAUGCAACGGCGGUGUACAAAUCGGCAGCAAUGCUGGACAUGACCGGCGCCGGCUACGUCUGGUUGGUGGGAGAGAGGGAGAUAUCCGGAAGUGCAUUGAGAUAUGCGCCCGAUGGAAUUAUUGGGCUGCAGCUGAUCAAUGGGAAGAACGAGUCGGCGCAUAUAAGCGACGCAGUGGCUGUAGCGGCCCAGGCAAUACACGAGUUAUUUGAAAUGGAAAACAUUACCGACCCCCCGAGGGGCUGCGUUGGAAACACCAAUAUAUGGAAGACUGGACCUCUGUUCAAAAGGGUUCUCAUGUCCUCCAAAUACCCCGACGGGGUAACAGGAAGAAUUGAGUUCAAUGAGGACGGAGACAGGAAAUUUGCCAAUUACAGCAUAAUGAACCUACAGAACCGCAAAUUGGUUCAGGUCGGGAUUUUCAAUGGCAGCCAUGUUAUACAGAACGACAGAAAGAUUAUUUGGCCCGGCGGGGAAACAGAGAGACCACAGGGCUAUCAAAUGUCCACGAGGUUGAAGAUAGUUACCAUCCACCAAGAACCGUUUGUAUAUGUGAAGCCAACAAUGACUGAUGGAACGUGCAGGGAAGAAUACACCAUCAAUGGAGAUCCCAUCAAAAAAGUUAUUUGUAACGGUCCCAAUGAGACCAUCCCAGGUCGCCCGACUGUACCCCAGUGCUGCUACGGCUUUUGCAUUGACCUGCUUAUCAAACUUGCCAGAGAAAUGAACUUCACCUACGAGGUUCACUUGGUAGCCGACGGUAAAUUCGGCACUCAGGAGCGGGUCAAUAACAGCAACAAAAAGGAGUGGAACGGCAUGAUGGGAGAGUUACUGAGCGGCCAAGCAGACAUGAUAGUCGCCCCACUCACCAUUAAUAAUGAGCGGGCUCAGUAUAUUGAGUUCUCCAAGCCAUUCAAGUACCAAGGACUCACUAUCCUCGUGAAAAAGGAAAUCCCAAGGAGCACUCUGGACUCAUUCAUGCAGCCGUUUCAGAGCACACUCUGGCUGUUGGUUGGACUCUCGGUGCAUGUGGUGGCGGUGAUGUUAUACCUACUGGAUCGAUUCAGUCCGUUCGGGCGAUUUAAAGUCAACAGCGAAGAGGAAGAGGAAGAUGCUUUGACACUGUCUUCAGCCAUGUGGUUUUCCUGGGGGGUCCUCUUGAACUCUGGUAUUGGAGAAGGGGCUCCCAGGAGUUUCUCUGCCCGAAUCCUUGGCAUGGUCUGGGCUGGAUUCGCUAUGAUUAUUGUAGCCUCCUACACUGCCAACCUGGCUGCCUUCCUGGUGUUGGACAGGCCAGAGGAGAGGAUAACUGGCAUUAAUGAUCCCCGGCUGCGCAACCCCAGUGACAAGUUUAUCUACGCCACCGUCAAGCAAAGCUCUGUGGACAUAUAUUUCCGGAGACAGGUAGAACUCAGCACCAUGUACAGACACAUGGAAAAGCACAACUACGAGAGCGCAGCGGAAGCCAUACAAGCUGUGCGGGACAACAAACUGCAUGCGUUUAUAUGGGACUCGGCCGUGCUGGAGUUUGAGGCCUCUCAGAAGUGUGACCUUGUUACCACCGGUGAAUUGUUCUUCCGCUCCGGCUUCGGCAUUGGCAUGAGAAAAGACAGCCCCUGGAAACAGAACGUCUCACUCAACAUCCUAAAGUCCCACGAGAACGGCUUUAUGGAAGAGCUGGAUAAGACCUGGGUCAGGUACCAGGAGUGCGAUUCCCGCAGCAAUGCCCCAGCCACACUGACCUUUGAGAACAUGGCAGGGGUCUUCAUGCUGGUCGCUGGGGGCAUUGUUGCCGGAAUCUUUUUGAUAUUCAUUGAGAUUGCCUACAAGCGGCACAAGGAUGCCCGCAGGAAGCAGAUGCAGUUGGCCUUUGCUGCCGUUAACGUAUGGAGAAAAAACCUGCAGGAUAGAAAAAGUGGUAGAGCAGAACCUGACCCUAAAAAGAAAGCCUCUUUUAGGUCCAUCACCUCCACCCUGGCCUCCAGCUUCAAGAGACGUAGGUCCUCCAAAGACACGGUCGAGUUGUUAAGGACAGACAUUACCAGAGAAACGCGAGGGCGCCCCUUGUUUUAGACAUAAAAAUCUGCAGAGCAGUACAGAACAGGAGCUGCCAGCCCCCCCGCGCCUUGGCCCCAGUUGUGCCUCAUGUUUGCUCUCUGUGUAUUUGUAUUUUACAGCAAUACCACCCCACCGAUAUCACGGGGCAGCUAAAUCUGUCCGACCCUUCUGUUAGCACUGUGGUGUAACCCCCCCAACGGAGAGACAAUGACUGUUCUGUGGGUACGGACGCGGGCAGGGCCGACGCCGGAUACUGGGACUGGCACUGGAUUUUAUUGGGACAUUGCAACAGUGACUGGAAAAUGCCCCCCCCUCCCCACCGAGUAAUCUGUAAAUAUAUAUAUAUUUUUUUUCUCCCCCGAGACCGGUUGGAAUAAAAGAGACUUUUGUACGCCCCGAUGGUUCUAUUCGGAUAAUCCUUUGUGCGCAGGAUGGGGGCCCGCGUCAGUGCUGCCCGCUAAGGAUUAUGGCUCCGCCCUGCGUUUAGCUCAUUGCAUGGAUAAUCGCUGUAUAAUGCUGUAUAUACUGUCUUCUGCUAUAUAUAUAUAUAUUAUAUACACACCCCUGUCUGUACCAUAUGUUGUACAUACUUGUAUAUAUACAUGGGCCGCGAUCAUGUAAUGUUACUAGGGGGGGGCAGGGCCCCCCAACUGAUGGUUUCCCCCAUAUCCCUGUUAUUUGGGGGUGUACAACCCUGUGAGCAAGCAACAAAUACUAAAUAAAUACCAUAUACACACUG